Molecule: messenger RNA, 341 nt
Organism: Serpula lacrymans var. lacrymans S7.9
Lineage: Eukaryota; Fungi; Basidiomycota; Agaricomycetes; Boletales; Serpulaceae
Exons: 3
Coding region: 106-270 (54 amino acids)
Source: RefSeq, a predicted model, not a curated record
CGCUCCUCCAUCGCCGAGACGAGAAUACUCUCAGUCUCUUGAAGCAAGCCCUCUGAUUUUUUUAUCAUCUUACUAGGGAGAUGAAAAAACCCCAGAAUGAAGAGGAUGAGAGUGAGACCUCCGGUGAGGAAGCCUAGUAUGCCAGAGGCAUACGAAAAGGGUGUUGUAUUCACCAUUGAUUGGCUUAGUGAUCUAAUGAAAAUACUCUUUAAAGCCGUAGGCGGAGAGUUAUAUACGCGACACAAAUUUACCGACCGCAUGGAGAAAUAACAACCCUUUGCCUUGAGGCCACUGACUCUGGCAGGACACACAUACAAGCAUAGGAACACGUUGCAGCAGGG